Microsporum canis CBS 113480 is the source of this 1299-nucleotide messenger RNA. RefSeq names its product N-acetylglucosamine-6-phosphate deacetylase. The record is from RefSeq and is a predicted model, not a curated record. The transcript has 2 exons. Gene Ontology annotation, biological process: N-acetylglucosamine catabolic process. Lineage: Eukaryota; Fungi; Ascomycota; Eurotiomycetes; Onygenales; Arthrodermataceae. Gene Ontology annotation, molecular function: N-acetylglucosamine-6-phosphate deacetylase activity. The coding region runs from base 1 to 1299 and encodes 432 amino acids.
AUGCCCUCCGUGACCAGAGAAGCCCUCGCUCCCCGCGUCACCAAGUUUACAAACUGCCGUAUCCCCUGCGGGCAGAAGCUGAUCGAACAGGAUAUCUGGGUUGAUUCUGUCUCUGGCAAGAUACUUCAGGCCCAGCAUGCCUUUUAUGAAGACAAGGUGUGUCCGGACCAGGUCGUAGACCUGGGUGGACGAAUUCUAGCGCCUGGCUUUAUAGAUGUGCAGAUAAACGGAGCAAACGGUUUUGAUUUCUCGGUCCCCCAACCUACCAAGAAGAUGUUCGACGAAGGGCUAAGGGAGGCUGCCCAGGCGUUGGUCAAGAUGGGAGUGACAUCCUACUUGCCCACCGUCACCAGCCAGAGUAAAGAAGUCUACCCAAAGGUGCUCCAAUCUCUAGGUCCAUCAGGGCAUCUCCGUCGUGCCGAAGACGGCGCAGAGUCUCUUGGCGCCCAUGUUGAAGGCCCAUUCCUCAGUCCAGGCAAGAAUGGCAUACACAGCCCUGAAGUCCUCAUCGCUGCAAAUGACAUCAACGACCUCAUAGAAUGCUACGGGCUAGAAAACUUCUGCAAAGACACAGCCUCACCAGGCCCCAUGCCUAUCAAAAUGAUAACCGCCGCUCCGGAAGUAGGCAACAUGCUCUCCCUCAUCCCCGCAAUCCAGUCACAGAACAUCCUCUACUCAAUCGGCCACUCAGACGCCACGUAUGAAGAGGCCAUGGCCGCAGUCGAAAAGGGUGCAAGCAUGAUCACGCACCUGUUCAACGCCAUGAGACCCUUCUACCAUCGUCACCCAGGUAUCUUCGGUCUAUUGGGCCAGUGCGAAAAGCGUCGUCCGUUCUACGGUAUUAUUGCCGAUGGGAUCCAUUUGCACCCAACCAGCAUCCAGAUAGCGUACAACGCUCAUCCGUCAGGCAUGAUUCUGGUUACAGAUGCGAUGAAGCUAUGCGGUAUGCCUGAUGGGAUUUAUGAAUGGACCAACGGAGACCGUAUCGUGAAGAAGGGCGCAAUGCUUACCCUAGAGGGAUCGGAUCGGUUGGCUGGAAGCUCUGCUACCUUGAUAGAGUGUGUGAAUAACUUCCGCCUGUGGGCUGGAGCCAAGACAGUGGAGGCGAUUGCGGCUGUUACCGAGACUCCGGCCAGGAUGCUGGGUAUCCUGGAUAAGAAGGGGGUCUUGGUUCCCGGUGCGGAUGCGGACCUGGUGGUUUUGGGGGAAGACAGGCCUGCAAAUGGAGAAAUGGGCACUUUGACUGUCGACCAGGUCUGGAAGUUUGGUGUCAAAGUGUUUGAUAAGGAGAAGGUUUGA